AUGCUUUCUUCAACUAGUCAACGCACAUUUACAGGUUCGAACUUUGCUAACUGCAUUGAGUUUGUCCUGAAUGGAAAGAAGAUGGUCCUCGAAGAAGGAACAUUCGAUCCAACAAUGUCUUUGGCCUCUUGGUUAAGAUUGGACGAAACCAAUCUUAAAGGUACAAAGAUCGGCUGUGGUGAAGGUGGUUGUGGUGCCUGCACCGUACUUGUCUCCUCAUUCGACCCAAUUUCGAAAACAAUUCGCCAUAGAUCGGUUAACUCUUGCCUUAUGCCAGUUGCCCAGGUACAUCACCAAACUAUUACAACAAUCGAAGGCUUAGGCACUGUAGAAAAAGGAAUUAACCCAAUCCAGCAAGCUUUUGUCGAGCAUCAUGGUACACAGUGCGGCUACUGCACUCCAGGCUUCAUCAUGAACGGAUAUUCUCUUCUCCUUGAAAAUCCAAAGCCAACGACCCAUCAGAUUGAUGAGCAUUUCGAUGGAAACUUGUGCAGAUGCACCGGCUAUCGUGGAAUCCAAGAAGCAAUGAGAGAAUUUUCCACAGAUAACAAACCAAACGAUUCUUCUGUAAAGGAUACAUAUCAGAAAUCAAAGGCUACUAACGUUGUUCCUGAAGUUCCUAUCGAAUUCCAAGGAUCAUGCGAACACCCAGUUCGUUUGCACUACAAGAACUACGACUUCUACAUCCCAACAACUGUUGAGCAGGUUUUGGAGAUCAAGAAAGAAAAUCCAAAAGCCGAAAUAAUUGUUGGUGGCUCAGAAGUCCUUAUCGACAUCAAAUGGGCCGGUCCCACACGUCCAGUAUAUAUCUCUACGCAUCGUAUUCCAGAACUCUACAACAUUUCGAUCAAAGACGGAAAUCUUACUUUCGGAGCAAAUACAUCUCUCCAAGACAUCGAGAUGUUCUGCAAGCACCAGUUAUCAGUUGUCAAGCCACACGAAGGCCGUAUCCUUCGCGAACUUGCUGAUCGCCUUGCAGUUUUCUCUUCUACACAGAUUCGUAAUACAGCAUGCGUUGUUGGCAACAUUGUCCAUGCCGGCGCUGUUACAGACAUGUCCAAUUUCUUACUUGCUGCUGAUGCAAUCUUACAUAUCAAGAACGCAGAUACAGGCAAGUUCAGACUUGAACCGAUGACAGAUUUCUUCACCGGAUACAGGAAGAUCAAAUUAUCUCCACAAGAUGUCAUUACUCAGAUCGAUGUUCCUUUGAUGAAGGAAAACGAGCACUUCUUUGUUUUCAAACAAGCUCAUCGUCGUGAAGAUGAUAUCUGCAUCGUUUCUUCCGCAUUCAAAGUCCGUAUUUCUCCAGAUAAUAAGAUCGAAUACAUUUCCCUUGGAUAUUCAGGUAUGGCCGCCUUCCCACAACGCGCAAAGAAGGCAGAGAAGUUCCUUAUUGGCAAGGAAUUCACAUUACCAAACAUCCAAGAGGCAAUGCGCAUAGUUAAUGAAGAAGAUUUACCACUUACUGAGAAUGCACCAGGUGGACAUGUUGAAUUCCGCCGUGAACUUGCUCGCUCAUUCCUCUUCCGCUUCUUCCACCAGACAGAGAAAGAGCGCGGCCGUCCACACGAUGAAUCAGCCUGUGGCAUCAUCGAACGUCCAGGUGCUGAGUUCUCUGUUACACGCGCAAACAUGAUCAUUGAUGGUCAGAUGAAAGAAGACGUCAAACUGAAGAAACAGCCAAACUACGUCCAUUCACCACUUCACAUGCGUUCAAGUGCACAACAGACAACAGGUGAAGCUGUUUACACCGAUGAUUUACCAACAUUUCCACAUGGUUUGCACGCUUAUUUCGUUUUGAGCACAAUUCCACACGGAAAGAUUGUCAAAGCAGAUUAUUCCAAGUGCUUGGAAUAUCCAGGAGUUGUUGAUGUUGUCACAUACAAAGACAUCAAAGGUGUCAACUGGGUUGGCGAUGUCAUGAAAGAUGAACGCGUUCUUGCAGAAGACGAAGUUGUCUUCGAAGGACAACCAAUAGCCAUGGUCAUUGCUAAAGACCAAGUUACAGCUUACAGAGCAUCAAAACUCGCUAAGAUUGAAUACAAAAAACUUCCAGCAAUUGUAUCAAUACAAGAUGCAAUCAAAGCUAAGUCAUACUAUCCAAUCCAUCACCAAGUUGCUGAUGGUGAUAUCGAGAAAGGAUUCAAAGAAGCUGAUUACGUCAUCGAAGGAAAUACAUCAAUGGGCGUUCAGUCUCAUUUCUACUUGGAAACACACGCAUGCCAAGCUGUUCCAGGAGAAAACGGACAUCUCAACAUCUACGCUUCCACACAGAAUCCAACAUUCACACAAGCAGAAAUCGCUCGUGUCUGCAACAUUCCAGCCAACCAAGUUGAAGUCCACGUAAAGAGAUUGGGAGGUGGAUUUGGAUCUAAGGAAACAAGAUCAAUCAUGAUUUCAAACGCUGUUGCCGUUGCAGCACAGAAAUUGAAACGCCCUGUCAGAAUGGUUCUCGACAGAAACGAUGACAUGGCAAUCAUGGGCGGUCGCCAUCCAUUCUACGCAACAUACAAAGUUGGCUUCAACCGCGAUGGCAGAAUCAUCUCAUACAAGACAGAUAUGUACGCUGACUGCGGCUGGUCACUUGACUUGAGUUUGGCCAUCACAGACAGAGCAUUACUUCAUGCUGAUUCAUCAUACAAGAUUCCAAAUCUCUGUGCAGAUACAUGGAUGUGCAAGACAAACAACAUGUCACACACUGCUUUCCGUGGUUUCGGUGCUCCACAAGGUGUCUUAGUUAUGGAAACAGUUCUUGAACACGUCGCAAACUACUUGAAGAAGCCAGUCAAUGACAUCCGCUACAUGAACUUGUAUCGUGAAGGCGAUGUCACUCAUUUCGGAACUGUUUUGGAUAACUGCAACGUUGUUCCAUCAUGGCAAUACAUCAAGAACAGAUUCGACAUCAACAAGGAACGUAAGCGCAUUGAAGAAUUCAAUGCUACACACAAGUACAAGAAGCGUGGUUUGGCCAUGGCUCCUUUGAAGUUCGGUAUCGCAUUCACAUUCGGAACAUUGAACCAAUCUGGCUGUUUGAUCCACAUCUACAAAGAUGGCACAAUCCUUUUGUCACACGGUGGUGUCGAAAUGGGUCAAGGCCUUCAUACAAAGAUGUGCCAAGUCGCAGCUUCAGCACUUAAUGUUCCAAUUGACUUGAUCCACAUCGAAGAAACAUCAACAGACAAAGUUGCAAACACAUCAGCAACAGCUGCUUCAUCUGGCGCUGAUUUGAACGGCCAUGCUAUUUUACAUGCUUGCGCACAGUUGAACAUGCGUUUGGCUAAGUACAGAACACCAGGCAGAUCAUGGGCUGAUGCAUGCCGCGCUGCAUGGUUCGACAAAAUUGAUUUGACUGCUCAUGGAUACUACGGUAUGCCAAAUGUCGGAUUCGAUUUCGUCAAGAAACAAGGAAUGCCAUUCCAGUACUACGUUUACGGUGCUUCUGCAAGUGAAGUUGAAAUCGACACAUUGACAGGCGACCACCAAGUCAUCAGAUCAGACAUUGUUUUCGAUGCAGGAGAUCCACUUAACCCAGCUAUCGACAUGGGUCAGAUCGAAGGUGGUUUCUUGCAAGGCUACGGCUGGUUAACAAUGGAAGAGUUCAUCACUGGCGAUGAGAAGAACAAAUGGGUUCGUCCAGGCCACGUACAGACAAACGGACCAGGCUACUACAAGAUUCCAGGAUGGAAUGAUGUUCCAAUCAAGUUCCACGUCGGUUUGUUGCCACACUCACAGAACCCACUCGGUGUUUACUCAUCUAAAGCUAUUGGUGAACCACCCCUUUUGCUUGCAAACUCUAUUGCAUUUGCUAUUGUCGAUGCUAUCAAGUACAGUCGCAAGGAAAACGGUCUCUCCGAUGACUUCCAGAUCGACUACCCAUUAACAUCAGACAGAAUUCGCGUGCUUUCAGCACCAAAGAUUUCGAAGUAA
Trichomonas vaginalis G3 is the source of this 3927-nucleotide messenger RNA. RefSeq names its product xanthine dehydrogenase family. The coding region runs from base 1 to 3927 and encodes 1308 amino acids. The transcript has a single exon. Gene Ontology annotation, molecular function: FAD binding; 2 iron, 2 sulfur cluster binding; oxidoreductase activity. Lineage: Eukaryota; Parabasalia; Trichomonadida; Trichomonadidae. The record is from RefSeq and is a predicted model, not a curated record.